Molecule: messenger RNA, 5933 nt
Organism: Plectropomus leopardus (leopard coralgrouper)
Lineage: Eukaryota; Metazoa; Chordata; Actinopteri; Perciformes; Serranidae
Source: RefSeq, a predicted model, not a curated record
AUCCUCUUUUCUUACACUUAGUUUAACCUUUGUUGUCAGAGUGGAUUUGCCCAGUGGGAGUGUUUGAUGUGUUUACCAAUCCUUUUUUCAAAAUAUAUCAGUCCCAUCAAGGGUCAGCCUCAGCUAUAAAGAUGCAACAAGCCCUUGUUGGUGCACUUGACUGUACUGAAAGAGAAAAUUAAGUUCUGAAGAUGACUAUGUCUUCUCCUGUGGGACUAGAAGGCAUCACUCUGACUCAGCCCAUUCCCGUUCCAACGCUGACUAUCCUGCCGCCAUCCUCGGAUACAGAGUCAUGGUCUCGCUCACCUAGCCCCAGACCGUCACGCUUAAGCCGUCAUGGUCGUUCCCACCGCAGCAGGAUCCGAACCAAGAAACGUAAUGAUGAAGAGCAGGGCUGCACUUCUAAGCGACAAUGGGACAAAACGCCGCAAAUUGUCAUAGAGGAGACUUCAGGGAAGGGGACUGUUGGACAUCGGAGUCCCUCGCCCUCUCCGUCUAUUGCCAGUCAGAUGGAAACAGGAGAGCAAGGUGCAGAUGUGCCAUCACAGGACCUCCUCCUGCCACCGUCUCGCUCAUGGUCUCAUAGUCCCUCUCCCAGCCGGCGCUCCCGUUGGUCCCUCAGGAGCCUGCUCAGCAGAGACUCUGACUGGGAGACCUGCAGUACGGCCAGUAACUCUCCACGCAGCACCCCUGGCAGCUCUCCCUCCCUGCGGCGCAGGGUCCUCGGGGGUGGCAGGGCCAGUGAGAGCGAGGGAGGAGGAGAGAAGAGCGGAGGUGGAGGAGGAGGAGGAGGAGGAGGAGGAGGUUCAGAUAGCCCCCUGCCGUCCAUACCCUCUGCCUCCUCCCUCACAUCAGCCUACCCACUUGCUUCUCGCCACUUCAGCCGCAAUGCAAAGAAAAUGCAGAGCUGGUACAAUGUUCUCAGUCCCACAUACAAACAGCGGAACGAGGAUUUUCGUAAACUCUUUAAGAAACUUCCUGACACAGAGCGACUUAUAGUGGACUACUCUUGUGCGCUGCAGAAGGACAUACUGCUUCAGGGCCGCCUUUAUCUGUCGGAGAACUGGCUCUGUUUCUACAGUAACAUCUUCCGCUGGGAAACCACUAUCACUAUCCUGCUGAAAGACGUGACCUCUAUGACCAAGGAGAAGACUGCCAAGCUCAUCCCAAACGCCAUCCAGAUCAGCACUGACAACGAGAAGCACUUCUUCACAUCUUUCGGAGCAAGGGAUCGCAGCUUCAUGAUGAUUUUCCGUCUGUGGCAAAACGCACUGCUGGAAAAGUCUCUAUCCCCAAAAGAGCUCUGGCACAUCGUACACCAGUGUUACGGCACUGAGCUGGGCCUCACUAGUGAAGACGACGACUAUGUCUCCCCCACCGCCGAACACAUGAACGGCCUACUGCCAGGAGACGAGUCAGUGUCGGUUACAGAUCUACUAGACCUGAGCUCAGUGUCGGUUCCCUCUACGGGCAGCUCUCCCCCUCCCCUGGUGCCCUGCGGUCCAGCCAGCCCUUCCUCAGCUACCAGCGUCGGGGGCUCCUCUCCCCCUUCCUCCGCCUCCUGUCUGCCCAUAGAGGUGCCUUCGUCAUCUGGACGCAGACUGAGCUCUGACCACCUCGAACACAGCCCGCCCAGCUCCCACAGCUCGCUACCAUCCACUGCUCCCACCAACGCUCCCACCAAUGCCUCUGCCUCUGCUCCGGCCUCUGCAGCUGCCUCCUUUAAUCUGGACGAGGGUGGGGACAGCCUGUCCGAGUCAGCCAAUCACAUGCUGCCCCCGCCAACCACCAGUCUGGGAAACCUCUCCUCAUUGGACAUCACCAACGAUGAGGAGCUGCCCACAGACCCCAGCAACUCCUCUGAUACGCAAGAAGAGAGUGAGGUGGAGUCGUUCUGCGCUGACCUGAGCGGGCGGCUGCACGUCAACGCUGCGGUCCGUAUGAGUGUAGACAAGCUGCACGACCUGCUCUUCUCCGCUGACACACAUUUCAUCCAGCACCUCUUUUCGCAGCGACACUUUACGGACCUGUCGGUCGGUGAAUGGCAGCAGGACAGCAGCAGUGGGAAUACCAGCCGUGUGCUUAGCUACACCAUCGCGCUCAACAACCCCCUGGGCCCAAAGACCGCCCCUGUGGUGGAGACGCAGACGUUGCAUAAGAACAGCGCCCGGGGCGAGUGCUUCGUGGUGGACUCGGAGGUCAUCACCUCAGGCAUCCCUUACCAGGACUACUUUUACACUGUCCACAGAUACUGCCUCACCUCCAUCAACAAGCACAAGAGUCGGCUCAGAAUUUCCUCAGACAUCUGCUACAGGAAGCAGCCGUGGAGCCUGGUGAAAGCAUUGAUUGAAAAGAACACCUGGAGCGGCAUUGAGGAAUACUACAGACACAUGGAGAGCGAGGUGUGCAAGCUGGAGACGCUGCUGCAGACUGAGGUUUCCGUGGUAACCACAGGCGAAGCAGUGGGCGCGGACGCUGCCAAGACUCCACCGGCCCUGCGCCGCCGCAAACGCACCUGCUCUCGACGGCAGGGCGAGAAGGAGAGAGAGCGGGAGGGAGGAGGCAUGGGCACCGGGGACCGAGGGGACAGAGGAGUCGGAGAGGAGAGGGACAGAAGAGAAACCAGUGCUCAGUAUAUGAAGCUGGGAGAGCGCACACGUGGAGGAGGAACCAACAGUAUAUCCACCAUCCUCCUCAUCGUCAGCUUCAUGAUCUGUAUCAGUCUCGUGGUGCUCGUGGCUCUCAACAUGCUGCUCUUCUACAAGCUGUACGCUCUGGAAAGAGCGGCCCAUACACUGGAGACAUGGCACUCGUAUUCUGUUGCUGACAGUCCUCUGCCUCAGACAGCAGGAGAGUGGGCUCAGGUCUUGCAGCUUCAGAGGCAGUUUCAUCAGGCACAGCUCAGCAAGUGGCAGCAGAUCCUGCAGUCCUCCGUCACGCUCCUCGACCAGAUGAAGCAGUCUUUAGAAAAGCUUCAUCGGGGCAUCGUGGUCCCGGAGGUGCAGCAGGAUCCCCCCGACGAUCCCCUCACAGAGUCCCUGACUGAGGCCUGAGCCCUGCCUCUUCUGGUUAACGUCACCCCCCCCUCGGACUGUCCCGGCGGACCGGUAGAGUAGAAACGGGGCACACAGUUUGCCCGUUGCCUCAUUUCCAAAAACCAGGAAUGGGACACGCAGGGGGACCACAUUACCCACAACUCUCCUCACCUGACUGACUUGAAAUGGCGAUGUUUCGCCUUCAGCCUCAACCAGUAACAACUUCUCUCUCAGACCGGAAGCUAUCAGGACCACAGCAAUAAUUUACCUGCAGCUGCAAGUCUCCUGUAUGUAGUGUAUGUGUAAACAGGCCACUGGUGGGCCGAUCCAGACCAUCGUCUCCUCAAGACUCAUAUCAAAAUGGCCAGCCGCGUUUCAGGAUAACUUCAAUUUUUCCAGAACUCACAAUUUUAUGACUAUCACAGACCUCACACCUUCCUCUGACAUUUCAUAGGGAUCAGUGAUUCUGGGAAGCUCUUCCUCCUCAUCCUGGGAACCGUAGACAUGUAUAUAUAGACGCCGCACUGGCCACUGGAUCGUACGUCAGCAGGGUCGCCAUGUUAAUCAGGUCAAUACAAGCCUGUGAACAAAUGACAGCAAACAGGGAGCUGUGUUUUUUCAGGAUAAAAAGCACUACAACAUUUAUUGUUCUUAACCGAUUGCAGUGACUCUUGUGAUGCCUCUGUGCAGCUGAUAGCCGUGGUCGGAGGCUUUAUGUUUUCCGGGUUGUAUGUACGGCACAUUCGUGCAAACGUGAUAUCUCAAGAACGCCUUGGAGGAAUUUCUUCCAGUUUAGCACAAACUCCCACUUGGACUCAAGGAUGAGCUGGAAUAAAGAGACUACUGAAAAUAAAUAUGUAUGAUCAUUAGAACUGUGCUAAAGUAACAAAGUGUAAGGUGGCCUAAGGUUUGAAAAGUACUGCAGAUCAUAAACCCACGAUGAUGAAAAGACUUAUUGCAAUAGCUUGAGAAAUGUAAACAUUCUGGUGUUUUUAUCCAGAGAAACUGCAGCUGUCCUGUUUACUGUCGUUUGUUUACAGGCUAGUAUUGACCUGACCAAUACGGCGACACCACCGAUGUAACAGGCUGACGCAGCCAAUGCAGCGUCUCUGUAUAUGUGUAUGCUGGGAACAGUUAGAUUAGAUGCCUCUAGUGAACGCCUGCUGAAGCGAAAAAAAAGGGGGGGGGGGUUAUGUCAUCUGCUGUGUGGAUGUGACGAGCGAAAGCCCAGAAAGAGAGGGGAGAGUGAGCAGGACGCCUCUCUCGCUCUUUCCACCGGGUAUUUGUACCUCCAUGUCCGAGUUGACGCCCUCUUAAAGGCCGUCAAUCCGCGAAUAUUUCAACACCAGACACUCUCACCUUUAUUUUUUAGGAUGUAAAUGAUACAUCUGAACUUCAAACACCAUCACACUUCCCUCGCAGUCCUUUUGGGGUUUUAUCUUAUUUCAGAAUCAGUGUGUUGGUUUGUUUGGGCACCAACCUGCGUCUCACUGAACUGUUACAGUAUUUAUUAUUACCGGUGACUUUUUGAUCUGAAGUCCCGUCCUGCUCUUUUAAGAGUUCAUCCGUUGGGUAUUUUGUGCUCUGAUUUGCUGUUGCGGUGCGGACCAAGAGGAGCUACACGAUUACUGGUCACAGCAAUAAAAGACAAUAGUAAUGCUAGUACUUUUUGAAUGUUUCAAACAAAGUAGUAUAUAAUAAUGAUAAUUAUAAUAAUAAUAAUGACAAAUUGUGUGUGAAUGUGUGUAGAGGCAGUGAAAAAAACAAGCAAGGAAGACUAUGACUUGACAGAUGUGUGCGUGAGUGUUCACGACGAGUCCUCAAUAUUUCAAAUGUUACAUUUUCAUAUUAGCGUUUCUCGAGUUGUUUUUUUUUUUCUUCAAGAUUUCUCUUUCAUGUUCGGUUGCUCACUGAGCUUCAGGAUUGACCGCAGGAUUGAUGAGGCGGAAAUAUCUCAGCAGACUUUGUUGUCCAACUGGGCCGGACGUUUCAAAAACAAAAGGACCAACCAGAUUUUUGUAGGCCCAGGUGAAGAAAAAGGGAAUCUGUUUUGCAGUAUUGUUUUUUUGUGUAUUUGUUUGUAAGAUUAAUUUGACUCACUCGUCUUCUCUUUUUAUUCAUUUUCUAUCUUUAUUAUUUUGUCGCUUAUUUUCAGCCCGUCCUCUCCGUCCACUCGAUUCUGGCCUCCGAUGAUGUGAAAGCAUCUCAUCGUCACUUUGUUUAUCUUCUUCUCAUCACUCAACCCCACUCUUCCUCUCCUUCCUCUGUUCUCCCCCCGUCUUCUUGCUCUCUCUCUGUUUCCAUGAAAAUGGCGGUUACAGAAGCAUGUGGGCCACGCUGUGCAUGGCCGUCCGCAGAAAUCAAAAUGGUGUAAUAUUUAUUGAGGGAGGGAGGGAGGGGGUCUGGGGUAGAUCUGAAUGAGAGAGAGAGAGACGGAUGAGGAGCGGGGAUGAGAAUGUACUGUAAAAAUGUGAUUGUACGCCACGCCAUGGAGAGAAAUGAAAAGUUCUACAAAAUGCAACAGCUCCUCGCUAAUCUUUGAAUCUGUGUGUGUCCUCGCUGUCAAAAGAUCUGGGUCAAAUGUUGCACUUGAUUGCAUUGAAAUGGUUGAUUCAUCUGUCUUUUAUUUGGUUCAAAACAGGUUUGGGAAAAAAGUUUUUUUGCAAUAUCCCAAAGUUGGCAUAUUUAACCCUUCAAAACCUGGAUCGACAUAUUCACAGUUCAAAUUCACAAAGUAUUCGCAGGUUUUAAAAACCUUCAAAAUCUAAAUAACUUGGUGUGAUUUCUUUUGAAAAUAUGGGGAAAACGACACUGAGCAAUUUGGCAAGAAAUAUUCCGAAAAUUGCAUGACAUUAGUAGACUUUCUUCAGGCCUUUUCCUUCUUUUUCUUUUUAACCU